AUGAUGCACGCAGAGAAACGACUUGAUCUGUCAAUGCCAGCAGGGGCAGGGGCUCGAGUGAAACGCAACAGAAAUAUUCUCAUAUCAAUAAUUACUUGCCUCGAACUUUGUGGAAGACAAGGUACUGCUUUGAGAGCACAUCGUGAUAACUCAACUUUCGACGGGCUAGACCUAGGUAAAUUCAAUGCUUUUGUGGACUUUCGCAGUGAUUCUGGGGAUACCGUUCUAAGAGAGCAUAUGGAAUCAUGCAGUAGCCGAGCCAGUUAUAUGUCAAAAACCACUCAAAAUGCACUUCUCGACUCAAUGGGUGAAGUCGUUCUCAAGUCUAUUAUUGACGAUGUGAAAGCCAGUUGGUAUUAUGUCAUUUUAGCUGAUAAGGUUACAGACACAUCUGGCUGGGAGCAGCUCGGCGUUGCUCUUUGCUUUGCUAGGAAUGGAAAGCCUUGUGAAUUGCUAGUCAAGUUUGUAUCGUGUGAGAAGGUUCGAGGCAAAGACAUCUGUACUGCAUUGCUACAUACUCUGCAGGAAUUAGGACUCGAUGCCGGUCUCUGUCGAGGCCAAAGCUACGGCGGUGCUGGCAAUAUGUCUAGUGCGUUUAGUGGAUGCCAGGCGAAGUUCAGACAGUCUUCACCUCAUGCUCCUUAUUAUCACUACAGCAGUCACCAGCUAAAUCUUGCUCUAUCGAAGUCUUCCACGUUACCUGAAAUUUAUGGAAUGGUCUGCACACUGAAGUCACUUGGAAUCUUUUUCAAGUUCUCACCAAAAGGUAAUCGUGCACUUGAACAGUCUAAUGAACGUGUGAACGAGGCGAGAAAAGCUGUCAACAAGCCACAAGUCACAAAACAAAGUUUAAGAUAUUGUGUGACACCCUCUAACAGUGAUAAACAGUGGGACGUCAAAGCAAUAACUGAGGCGAACGGGCAGCUGAAAACAAUUUCGUCAUCACAAUUCAUAGCUGCUUUCCGGACAAACAACUUCUUCUUUGGUUUUACCAAGUCACUCAGCGUGCAAUUGCAAGGCUCCAGCCAAGACGUUUUGGAUGCCUAUCGUGAGAUCGAAGUAGUGAAGGCUACCCUCGAGGAUGAACGUAGAAAGGUUGACGAAGCGUUCAAACGCCCGUAUCAGAAAAUGUGUGAAUUGGCAAGACUGGCUGGAAUUGCCCGCGAGAAACAUCAGACGAGUAUUAGAAUAAAAAUUGCAGAACUGGAAUGCCGAUUUUCAGCUGUACCAAGUAGUGCAAUUCAAGGUCUUCUUCUUGUACCAUCACACCCAUCGGCUCUAACAGACGAGAAAGUAGACGAGGUUUCUACAACUUUCUGCUUCGAUUUGCCAUCACCUCAGACGUUUCCUCGAGAAAUCCAACUAUGGAAGCAAAAGUGGAGUAUUGAAAAAGCCGCAGACACAAAACUACCAGCAACCUUGACGAUGGCCUUUCAAGAAGCCACUACAGUAAGAUUUCCUAACAUACACAGGAUUAUAACCAUUCUUCCGGUGGCACCGGUUACAACCGCCACGGUAGAACGAAGCAAUUCUGCUCUGGCGUAUAUCAAAACAGAAUUACGCAGCACAAUGAGCAACAAUCGCCUCAACGACUUGGUUUUGCUAUUUGUUAAUAAGGAUAUUCCGUUAGACUACAACGCAGUAGUUGAUUUGUUUAUUUUCAAGCAUCCAAGGAGAAUGCUGCUCGUUAAUCCUCUUGAAUAG
Molecule: messenger RNA, 1704 nt
Organism: Corticium candelabrum
Lineage: Eukaryota; Metazoa; Porifera; Homoscleromorpha; Homosclerophorida; Plakinidae
Product: 52 kDa repressor of the inhibitor of the protein kinase-like
Exons: 4
Coding region: 1-1704 (567 amino acids)
Molecular function (GO): protein dimerization activity
Source: RefSeq, a predicted model, not a curated record